This is a messenger RNA of Labeo rohita (rohu), 1522 nucleotides long. RefSeq names its product N-ethylmaleimide-sensitive factor attachment protein, alpha b (gene napab). The record is from RefSeq and is a predicted model, not a curated record. Bases 94 to 981 code for a protein of 295 amino acids. Gene Ontology annotation, biological process: synaptic transmission, glutamatergic; regulation of synaptic vesicle priming; intracellular protein transport. Gene Ontology annotation, cellular component: terminal bouton; vacuolar membrane; synaptobrevin 2-SNAP-25-syntaxin-1a complex. Gene Ontology annotation, molecular function: syntaxin binding; soluble NSF attachment protein activity. The transcript is spliced from 11 exons. NCBI's taxonomy places the organism in Eukaryota, Metazoa, Chordata, Actinopteri, Cypriniformes, Cyprinidae.
CGGCAGCCGGACAUGUUGGAAGUUUCCGCAGAGAUGUGUUGAUGUGGCUGGAUUCCAGAGUGUGCUGCUAAAGUUGAACUGUAAACAAUAUUCAUGGAUAACUCCGGGAAAGAGAAAGAGGCCAUGGCUCUCAUGGCUGAAGCCGAGAAGAAAGUGAAGUCCUCGCAGUCGUUCUUUGGUUCUUUGUUUGGAGGUUCUUCAAAGAUGGAGGAUGCUUGUGACUUGUAUGGAAGGGCAGCAAAUAUGUUUAAGAUGGCCAAGAACUGGAGUGCUGCCGGAAACGCUUUCUCCCAGGCGGCCCUCCUACACCUGCAGAUGCAGAGUAAACAUGACGCAGCCACAAACUUCAUUGAUGCCGGCAAUGCCUUUAAAAAAUCAGACCCUCAAGAGGCCAUAAACUGUCUGAAUAGGGCCAUUGAGAUCUAUACAGACAUGGGUCGAUUUACAAUCGCAGCAAAACACCACGUCUCCAUUGCUGAAAUUUAUGAGACCGAACUGGUUGACAUUGACAAGGCCAUUGCUCACUAUGAACAGGCGGCAGACUAUUAUAAAGGCGAGGAAUCCACAAGUUCAGCCAACAAGUGCCUGCUCAAAGUUGCCACCUAUGCAGCUCAACUGGAGCAGUACCCUAAAGCCAUUGAGAUCUACGAACAGGUUGCAACACACGCAAUGGACAGCGCUCUUUUGAAAUACAGCGCAAAGGACUAUUUCUUUAAGGCAGCUCUCUGCCACUUCUGCGUGGACAUGCUAAAUGCUAAGCUUGCCAUUCAGAAGUAUGAGGAAAUGUUUCCAGCCUUUUCAGACUCACGUGAAUGCAAAUUGGUGAAGAAACUUUUAGAUGCAUUUGAGGAACAGAAUGUGGAUGCAUAUACCGACGCUGUAAAAGAGUAUGACACCAUCUCACGACUGGAUCAGUGGCUCACCACCAUGCUGCUUCGUAUCAAGAAAUCCAUACAAGAAGACGAAAGUGACCUUCGCUAGGAUCCUCUUCCUCCCCUCUGCCCCUUGCCGCUCGUUCUGCCUCGUGCCUUUAACACCCUGACUUCAGUACAGACUAUCUCCAUCCCGCUCUCUUUCACCACCAGCUCAACUCUCAGUGCCUUAACGUCCUUGCUUUACCUCUCUCUGUCUCAAUGACACGGCCGUACCGCCAGACCUCGGAGAACACUAAAGAAAGGAAGGGCUGCUUGUUUAAAUGGGAUUUGUGGGAGUGUUGCAUGAGAGCUGAAACCAGCUACAGUAAUGUUAUGGGGUGCUGUGCACACCUGCCUUGUGCUCUGGCUGACACAGAGCACCUGUAUUACUGAGCACAAAACACCUAGGUUCAUCCUGUUCAAUUCUUUAGUAGUGGCAUAUAUAUUUUUAUUCUUAUUGGAAAGAACAUACCUUAUAUCUCUGCAGAUGUUUUUGCUUGCUGAUUCCUGCGUAGACUAAUCUUGAAAAAAUUAUUUGAAAUGCUCUUGCAGUUUGUUUUUUUUAUUUUGACAUGUGAAGAAAAAAAGUAAAAUAACAACUGAUUCAA